GUCAUGCUAUCCAACACAACCAGACGAAACAGACCACAGUACUUGGUAUUAUGAGUAACCGCAUCCUCAGAAUGGCCACCAGUCCUGUCAUGUGGCCAUGACUUUCAAGUUUCGCAUGGAAGCUGUGCCCGACGGCCAGCCAAUGGAGAGCUGCACGCGGUGAGGCAGUGACGUCAGAGCCUUCUUCCCCCGCUCCUGCCUAGGGAACGUAUGAGGAAACCAUUUCAUUGCUUCACUUCUUCUCUUCUCUUCUUCUCCACUUUUUCUUUCCUCACGACACUUCGUCCUCGUCGUAUAUUCUUCACCUCCGCUACCACCUCCACCAUCCAAACCCUCGAGAGAGACAGAGAAUCGUCACCUGAGGAACACUGACAUCACCGCCAUACAACAUGAUUGUCGACGCCGCAGAGAUGCUGCUCAAGAGUUCGGCGACGCAGGUGCUGCCGACGCAUUCGCCCACGCACGUUGCGCCUGUCCCGUCCGUGGUGCCGGAUGUCCAUGAGCAGCUUAUAGGAGCUAGUGGCGAGAGGACGCUGUGGGUUCUGUUUGCGCUGAUGACCAUUGCGUCGGCCGUGUUUGCGGGGUGGUCGUUGAGGUUCGCUGUGUCCGCACGCAUCUACCACGUCCUCGCUACCCUCACCACCCUCAUCUCCGCCAUAGCCUACUUCUUCAUGGCCACGGGCCAAGGCUCUGCGAUCAAACACAUCACCAUCCGCCACUCCAACGACCAUGUCCCAGACACCUUCACGCACAUUGACCGCCAGAUCUUCUGGCCGCGUUAUAUCCAGUGGACACUCGCUCUCCCCCUCAUCCUCCUCAAUCUCGGCAUCCUGGCCGGCAUCAGCGGCGCUCACAUCCUCAUGGCUGGGACCGCAGGCGCGCUGAUGAACUUCAUGGGACUCUUCGCGGCGUUUGGGAAGGAGAAUACGCCGCAAAAGUGGGGCAACUAUGUCAUUGCACUGCUGUCGUUUUUGGUGGUCGUGUGGCACUUGGGUCUGAACGGACGUGCUGCCGUGAGGGAGCCCAGCCGUGGUGUGGCCAAGUUUUAUACUGCGCUGGCGACGUACACGGGGCUUGUGUGGGCGGCCUAUCUUGUGGUCUGGGGUGUUAUUCUCGGCGGCCACUUGACCGUCAACACCGAGGUCAUCACAUUCGCUGUUCUGGACGUCUUGUCUAUGGGUGUCUUUGGGCUCUGGCUCCUCUUGACCGUUGCCAAGAACGCGGAGACGAAUGUCGAGCUUAAGGGGUUCUGGUCCCAGGGCGUGAGCCGCGAGGGUGUGCUUCGUCUGGAUGAUGAUGGAGCGUAAGCCUCUUCCCGUCACGGCAAAAGAGGGGAAUAAAACUCUUCCUACCACGGCAAAACAGAGGCGUGAGGUUAUGAGGCUACUUGUGGGAUCGAAAUUGCGAAACUGCGUUCCAUGAAGAAGCAUGAGGAUGUGCAGGAGUGAGUCUGGUACCGCGAAAGGCAGAGACAGGAGAGAUGGGAUGACAAAGGGAAUGGCGAGACGUGUGUAGGGCAAAGGGAUGACAAUCAUUGCUCCUGAGAUGAGCUGUAUAGCAUACAUACUAGGCGCGAGGCGUAAAAGUCGAGUUUAUUUUAUUAAUG
Messenger RNA from Westerdykella ornata, 1606 nucleotides. Its product is annotated as family A G protein-coupled receptor-like protein. The record is from RefSeq and is a predicted model, not a curated record. Gene Ontology annotation, cellular component: endoplasmic reticulum; plasma membrane. The transcript is spliced from 3 exons. The coding region runs from base 390 to 1307 and encodes 305 amino acids. NCBI's taxonomy places the organism in Eukaryota, Fungi, Ascomycota, Dothideomycetes, Pleosporales, Sporormiaceae.